GUGGGCGGGGCGGGGCGCGCUGCACGCUGGACUCCGCGCACGUUUUGCCGGGAGAAAACCCGGAAGAGACUACAUCGGGACCCGCCAUGAUGGAGGAAAUGGAAGCCGCCCAUCACAGUGAUGCCAAAGAACAUGAGCCAUGUGUGAUAAAGAAGAAGAGAGUACCCAAGAGGGAGUGCUUGCCAAAAUUCACAGAAAGAUCUUCCAGGAUCCUAAAUGAUUGGUUGUAUGAACAUAGAGAUUAUCCAUAUCCAUCUAAGGCGGAGAAAGGUAUCUUGUCGAUACAAACUCGCCUCAACGAACACCAGAUAUCUGUAUGGUUUACCAAUGCCCGGCGUAGAGUCCUGCCUGACCUGCUCCUUAUGGAGGGAAAGGACAUUAAACAAAUUAAAUACAGCCGAAAAAGAUACAAGACCUCAGAGUCGUCUUCUCUUGUUGAUCAAACACCUAUUGAAAUACCUACAAUGCAACCACUUGAGCUCUUCACCAUAACACAAGCGGAGCCCCAAAUUAUUCCAAGCAUGUUGGUGGUUUCCCAACACCCAAUUUAUAUCGUUCCCGCAGAAAGUCAUGACCUCGUCAUACAAAAUGUGGCCCCCGCCAUGAUGGCUGAAGAAGAUGACGCACCAGGGGAAUUGCCCGACAUAUAUCCUUGCCACUCCGCAGACGAGCUUGGACAAUCCCCUGUCUCUGCCUCUUCCCCUUGCUCUGUCGAGGAUGCAAACAACAGCAGCUUACAGAUCCUGGCGCUCGUGGCGACACAAUGUAUCGGUGAAACGGAGGACGAGGAGGCCAGACGUGAGGCUGCCAUAAGUGCGCUCGACAUGCUUCAAUAUUGAUGCUCCAAGGGCAACGUUAAGGUUGAAAAGCUUUAUCGUUCAGUGAAGUAACGUAAUCACUACAGUGUCUGCAAAGAACGUACAAACCCUCCUCCUACGUGGCGCUCAUUGCAAAUAAAGAUAGCAGGUUAUAUAUUUAAAGGAAACCUGUCAUCAGUGUCACCUGUCGGUACAGACAGGUAGUGCAGGUGACACUGAUGACAACAAUACUUACCUGAUCCCGUUCCGUGCUUCCGUUCCCCCACAAUUCCUCUGUAUCUUCCGUUCAGGGGCCGACUUUUAGAGCGUGGGCGGAGCUUUCUGACAUCACCGCUGCUGCUUCUGGAAGCUCCGCCCAUGCGGAAUGGAAAAUACGAAGGAAGAUAGCAGGAAAAACCGGAGCACAGAACAGGACCAGGUAAGUAUGGUUGUCAUCGGUGUCAUCUGCACUACCUGUCUGUACCGACAGGUGACACUGAGGACAAAUUUGCUUUAAAUUUUGGUUUUUAUGGACUUCCAGUACCUACUCUUAUCUGUUUUCUGGUCAAUGUGGCCAUAUGAAGUAACCCGUCCCCCCGCCACUCCCCACUUAUUUUAUUGCUAGGAGAUGGGGAGAAAAAGAUACACAGAGUGCGCUCCUAGUGAAUACCGUUUUGAUGGAGAGGCAAAAAUGGAGUAAUAUUAGGGUCCUUACCCUUAGGUGUUGCGCUGAGGCAUAACACCUACAGUGGCUUGUGGAGACAAAUUCGCAGGAUAGCCACCAAGGGGAACUCCCGGAGAUGACGUCAGUCGGUCCGGUAUGGAUACAUGACAGUGGGAAAUGAAAAAGUAUUCCCCUAGAACAGUGGUCUCCAACCUGUGG
Hyla sarda is the source of this 1680-nucleotide messenger RNA. Its product is annotated as homeobox protein PKNOX1-like. Gene Ontology annotation, molecular function: RNA polymerase II cis-regulatory region sequence-specific DNA binding; DNA-binding transcription factor activity, RNA polymerase II-specific. Bases 87 to 839 code for a protein of 250 amino acids. Gene Ontology annotation, biological process: regulation of transcription by RNA polymerase II. Lineage: Eukaryota; Metazoa; Chordata; Amphibia; Anura; Hylidae. The transcript has 3 exons. The record is from RefSeq and is a predicted model, not a curated record.